This is a messenger RNA of Pipra filicauda (Wire-tailed manakin), 742 nucleotides long. It is a transcript of the gene MSC, whose product is annotated as musculin. The record is from RefSeq and is a predicted model, not a curated record. Gene Ontology annotation, molecular function: protein dimerization activity; RNA polymerase II transcription regulatory region sequence-specific DNA binding; DNA-binding transcription factor activity, RNA polymerase II-specific. The coding region runs from base 1 to 609 and encodes 202 amino acids. Gene Ontology annotation, biological process: skeletal muscle tissue development; regulation of transcription by RNA polymerase II. NCBI's taxonomy places the organism in Eukaryota, Metazoa, Chordata, Aves, Passeriformes, Pipridae. The transcript has 2 exons.
AUGUCCACGGGCUCCGGGAGCGAGGCGGAGGAGCUGCCCGAGAUGGACCUGAGAGCGCUGCAACUGGACUACCCGCAGCCGCCGGCCAAGCGGCAGCCCCGCGGUGAUCUCUAUCCCUCGGGGGACAACUCCUCGGCGGCGGAGGAGGAGGAGGAGGAGGAAGAAGAGGAGGAGGAGGACGGCGAGGGCAGCUGUGCGGCGGGGCCUGCGGGCAGCGGCUGCAAGAGGAAGCGGGCGCGGAGCGGCGGCCCCGGGGGCAAGAAGGCGGCGUCGGGGCCGCGGGGGCCUCCGCCCGAGGGGAAGCAGUCCCAGCGCAACGCGGCCAACGCGCGGGAGCGGGCGCGGAUGCGGGUGCUGAGCAAGGCGUUCUCCCGGUUGAAGACGAGCCUUCCCUGGGUGCCGCCCGACACCAAGCUCUCCAAGUUGGACACACUGCGCCUGGCGUCCAGCUACAUCGCCCACCUCCGGCAACUCCUGCAGGAAGACCGCUACGAGAACGGCUACGUCCAUCCAGUCAACCUGACUUGGCCAUUUGUGGUUUCAGGAAGACCUGACUCUGAUACCAAAGAAGUUUCUACAGCCAGCAGAUUAUGUGGAACUACUGCAUAGUCAGAAUAAAUUGAAGAUUUUUAAUUGUUGUUGAUCUUUUUUAUGGGAUGGAUAUUCUUAAGAGCUGUGGUUUAUCGGCUCAGGACUAGAAGAUGGGGACAAACCCCCAUCUCUAACAGUGUUAAAUCUGUGU